UGUGACUACCUUUCCAAAAUCAUGUUCUUCAUUGUAAAAAGUUUUGCUCCCAAAGCAGCGUCUGUCUUACAAAUCUCGAGAUCUUUUCAGAAAAAAAAAACUCGUAGACAAUGUAAACACCGUGAUCACAUAUUUUUCAUUAAGGUUCUGUCGUGCGAUACGUUCGCCAAUGUUCUCUACCUUGAUUCUGGCGGAACUGAGCUGGUGCUACCACACAGUCUUUACAAAAUUCUUCCAAUGCACUGUAACUAUCCACCUAUGUGCAUGCAGUUGUGUAUGUACGGCGUCGGUCCAAGUAGCGCAGAUACAUCCACUGAUUGGCCAGAAGGUGCAAAGACGCUGUGGAGGAAACUACUCCGUGAAGAUCUUCCCAUGGCGAUAUCUGUUAUAAGUAAGACUGAUCACUUAUUAUUUCAGUUUCUUUUAAACCAUAUCGACAAUUGA
This is a messenger RNA of Haemonchus placei, 444 nucleotides long. Lineage: Eukaryota; Metazoa; Nematoda; Chromadorea; Rhabditida; Trichostrongylidae. The record is from the annotation of a GenBank genome assembly.